This is a messenger RNA of Atta colombica, 1834 nucleotides long. Its product is annotated as alpha-protein kinase 1-like. Bases 117 to 890 code for a protein of 257 amino acids. Gene Ontology annotation, molecular function: metal ion binding. The record is from RefSeq and is a predicted model, not a curated record. The transcript is spliced from 2 exons. Lineage: Eukaryota; Metazoa; Arthropoda; Insecta; Hymenoptera; Formicidae.
UUGAUCCCCUCCCCUUCUCGUGGUCGGCAUCUGGUCUCGCGCGAUGAUUAGAUUAAUUAGAUCGUACGGUUAGAAUUGUCUAGUUUGUAGGAAUUGACUGACUUAUAUUUGUUAUUAUGGCUUCCUUGGUUGCGGAUUACGGGACUUCUUCCGGUUCGGACGGCGAGACGGAUGACAACGUUUCGGAUAAUGCCUUUAAGGGUGUGGAGAAGAUGGAAUCAGACGGGGAGGAUGAAGAAGAAGAGAACAACAAAGAGGAGAACAACAGGGAUAAUGAUGGACACAUAAGAAUAACUGAAACAACAGCUUCCAAAGAAAAGCUUCCAUUACCCACGCCAGAUUUCAACAGCGCGUCCACGUUACUGAGGACUUCAGUAUUCCUAAAUCCAUUUGUUGAGGCGGAGCGAGCAAAGAGCGCAAUCCUGGAGAAGCAUGUAAAGAUGACGCCCACAUUAGACGACACGAAGAUGAUAAACGGUCGCAAGAUUUGCUGGAACUACCGGAAGGGUCGUUGCCGUUUCGGUCACAAUUGUACUUUCGCCCAUGACUCAGAUCUGCAUCGUAGCGCGGCCGAAUUGGAGGCUCUACGAACGCCACAGGAAACGCUGGUCUGUCAAACUCGAUAUAAUGGACAACAGCAGCAGCAGCAGCAGCAACAGCAACAACAGCAGCAGCAGCAACAACAGCAGCAGCAGCAGCAGCAACAGCAGCAGCAGGUACUGCCGCUCGUGAACGACGACGAGAAUGAAAUAGAUCAAGAGAAUAAUCAGACAGCGAACAGAAAGCGUAAGAAAAGACCCGGCCUGUGCCAACUGUUGCUUCCGAGUAAGAAAGUCUAUAAGCAGUUUAAAGCGCAACAACAACAGCAACAACAAACCAAAACUAGAUGAAUACUAUUUCUUUAUUUGAUAUAGUAAUAGGUUGAUAAAAUUGUCUUCUAACCGAGUCGUUGUAUAUUUUUUGCGAAUCGGAAAAUACGCGCAAUAUCUUUCCGAAAUAUUAAACAGAUCUUGCGGACGCUUUUAAUAAACAAAAAUUAUGAAGGAAAUUUGGCAAGAAAUUGUGAGAAAGUAAAAAUUAUAGGAGAAAAGAUCAUAGCGAAUAAUUUUAAAUUCAUUCGUAUAUUACUCUUUUGAGAAUCGAAUUUUCUUCUAUCAAAAAACAAAAUGAAAUCCAUUAGCGUAUAAUGAGAUUAACCGAGAUCUUGCACAUAUCUCGUCUAAGGUCUAGCUUAAUAUUUAAAAGAUUGCGCGAACAAAAAAAAUUGUUAGAUAUAUAAAGGAAAAAGAAAAAAUUCCGACUUAUGCUUCCAAUAUGAAGAAACAUAUGAUGUGUAGAAUAGGAACUUUUAAUUAAGAGAAACUUUUGUCUCAUAUAAAUUCGCAAAAGACUAUUCAAUAUGUGCACAAAACAGGUGCAUGCUGCCUUCUUAAGAUUCAUCUUUUGUAACGCAAUGAACGCAUAAAUCAUGUCUUCUUGUUAUUUCGUUUUCUCAUGUUUAUCAUCUUUAGCUAAUUAUUUACUAAAUAUUUGAUAAUACUGUUUGUGAGAAUACCAAAUAAUAUUUUACGAUUGAAUUCAUACAUAGAGUAUGUAAUAUAAUGAAUCCGACCGAAAUCACAUUUUUACUUCCGGCCGAAAACGAAAACGAAUAUUCGGUUGUCAUUCAAUUUCGGCCAAAAACGAAAUCGAAAUCAAAGCUUAGAUAAGUAAUUUUUCUUAUUACAAGAAAAAGUGAGAAAGAAAAGCUAACGGAGUUACAUUAUUUUUCAGUCGGAGUCGAAAUCGACAUUUUUUUUUUAAUUAAUUUAAUAGAGACCGUAUUGAUUUUCAG